AUGGCUGGAAAUGCAGUUAAAAGGGAGCAGGCAGCUGGAGCAAGCCAAGGCAGGUCUCCGUCCUCGUUCUCCCCGCAGAUCUUUACCGUGAGUCUUACCGCCGCCUGGGAUUUACACAAUGCCGGUCCAGUUAACCUGGGACGGGCCCAACGCCUCCAGGGGUGCGCUGGCUGGGCGCGUUGCCACGGGAACGCCCACCCUUUGACAUACUCAAGAUGGCCGCUACGGCAAGCGAGAGGGAAGGGGAGGCGCGGCAAGUUAUUAUAUAGCGCCGGUCUCGUGAGCAACCGCAGGAACGGGGUGAUGGGCGUUGGGCGGAGAGUAAUGUUCGCAGGAUGGGGCAGCGAUGCUGCUCCUCCGGCUGUCAGCUGUUUCGGCGUGAUGGCAAGUAGACUCAGCCUCUUCCAUCUGCUGUUUUUAUCCUUUGCCUCGUUUGCAGCCUCCGUCGAAGGUGGAGCCCCUGUUCUCCUUGUUCCUGAAGAGGUUUCCCUGGAAAAUGGUAGCCAGCAAGACAUCACGGUGACUUUCAGCGCCCUGCCCACUGAGACUUUGGUGGUUAUGUUCAAUGUGACCUAUUCAUCCAAGAAGAACAGCACCAUUGUUGAAUUGCCUGACCAAGUAAUAAUAACAGCAGGCCAAAAGGAGGCACAUUUCCACGUGCAAGCUAAAGAUGUCGGGCAGGUGACGGUAUAUCUGCAGACCAACACGUCCCACCAGACGGGGCCCAGAAUCCGGUUCCUUGUGAUCCACAGCAGGGCUGUGAGGAUUGUGGACCAGGUGAUUGGCUGGAUCUAUUUCCUGGCCUGGUCAGUUUCCUUCUAUCCUCAGGCGUUUGAGAACUGGAGACGCAAAAGCGUCGUGGGACUCAGUUUUGAUUACAUCGCUUUGAACCUCACCGGCUUCAUUGCCUACAGUGUCUUCAACAUUGGGCUCUUUUGGGUCAUCCCCGUGAAGGAGCAGUUCCUGCACAGGUAUCCCAACGGUGUGAACCCUGUAGACAGCAACGAUGUGUUUUUCAGCCUCCACGCGGUUGCCCUCACUUCGUUCAUCAUCUUCCAGUGCUUAAUCUAUGAGAAAGGGAACCAGAAGGUUUCUAGAGUGGCCAUCGGCUUCCUCGUCGCCGCGUGGGUGUUUGUCUUCACCACCUUGGCCGUGGCCGCCGCCAAAGAAAUCACGUGGCUCGAGUUCUUGUUUUAUUUCUCCUACAUCAAGCUGGUAAUCACGCUCAUCAAAUACUUCCCCCAGGCUUACAUGAAUUUCCGCCGGAAGAGCACCGAAGGCUGGAGCAUCGGGAACGUGCUGCUGGACUUCACUGGUGGCGCCUUCAGCCUCAUGCAGAUGUCUCUGCAGUCCUAUAACAACGAUGCCUGGAAGCUGAUCUUCGGAGACCCCACCAAGUUUGGGCUUGGCCUCUUCUCCAUCGUCUUUGAUAUUGUCUUCAUGAUCCAACAUUACUGCUUGUAUCGCGCCCAAGUAUAUGAGCAGUUUGAGUAGGUGCCCGUCCGAACGUGCCUGCUGCACGGGGACGCCUUACUCCAGAGGAACUGGGACUGGCAGAAUUGCUGCUCCUCAGUCGCACCAAACCUCCUUUGCCCUCUCGUGCCUUCACGUCUCCCGAUCCGGCAGUGCCGGCUUGCCAAAGUCACCCUCUCCUGAACUUCUGGGAUGGGAAGUUCUCAAAAGCUGCUGGAGAGAGCAGCCUCCACAGGGAGAGAAGAGAUGCUCGUGUUUUGCCAUCCAAUUUCUUACCGCUGAAGAAUGGAGGUGUGGUGGGACCCAUCCAUCCAAGGCAGCUUUGCCAGGAGGAACCAGCUUUAGGAGAAGGCUGGCUACAAGCAAGGGCGAAUCGGUUGUCAUCUGGAGGAGCUGCCCUGCUAUAGAGCACUUGAAGGACGGGUUGUGUGACUUCAGGACCAUGGGUGUCCCCUUUCCUCUUGCAGCAAGGGGAGAGAUGCACGGAGGAUGUAGGACUAACUCUAAAAGCUGGACAUGGGCGCCAAGGAGCAGGCUAAAUGCACUGGAGAACCUUCGUGUGAAGUGGCUGAAUACAGGGGUUGAUAUUAUUAAAGCUUUUGUAACGGGU
Molecule: messenger RNA, 2083 nt
Organism: Candoia aspera
Lineage: Eukaryota; Metazoa; Chordata; Lepidosauria; Squamata; Candoiidae
Gene: CTNS
Product: cystinosin, lysosomal cystine transporter
Exons: 12
Coding region: 1-1494 (497 amino acids)
Biological process (GO): L-cystine transport
Cellular component (GO): lysosomal membrane
Molecular function (GO): L-cystine transmembrane transporter activity
Source: RefSeq, a predicted model, not a curated record